AUGCUGGGAAUGAUAUUUUCCUCGUUCCUAUCUACAAUGGUCGGAGGCCUUGGUCCCUUUGCUUUGUUUGGUAAACUUAUAUAACUUUUACCUCUUCAUUUAGGCUGUCUGUUUUUUAUAUUUGCCUUGCUGUAGAAUCACAUUAUUCACUUUGUGGAAUUUGAAGACCAUUCAACAGAGAUAUUUAACAUUCAAGUUACCAAUAUUUAUUAGCAGCCCUUCAUUACUCAUUAGUACUCUGUCAAAAGAUACUCCUCCUCCUCUCUACUAGAAGAGGAGGCCGCCAGCAAAAAUAUGAUAAGCAAUAGUGAUAAUCAAGGGAAAGCAAAGAAAAAGAAGAAGUAUGACAAUGUGAACUACAGAGAAGUGUUAAAGAACCGUAGGGCAAUAUUUGGAUUUUUCAGUAUAGCUCUAAGUUUGUCACUGUGGACAUUCAUCGAUACUACUCUUACUAAUAAACUAUAGCUUGAUUUUAAUCUGACAGCGAAUGUUGUUUGUCUUUUCUAUAGUAUUCAGUGUGCCGGGUUUCUUAUGACUUCUCCAUUAAUGCAUAAAUUUAUCUAGAGAUCAGAUCCCAUGAAAAUGAUAAUAAUUGCUUUUAUGCUCUAAGGAGUGGCAGUGUUCCUUAUGGGUCCAUCUUAAAAGCUGAAUAUACCAAACAGAAUGAUAUUCACAGCAAUAGGUCUAGGAAUUGCAGGAUUUAGUGCACCAUUUAUAACAAUUCCUAGCUAUCCUGAGCUUAGACAUGCCAUGAUAAACAAUGAAGAUGGAAAGAGGUAUGAUCCUGACUAGCUGAGCAAUAUACUUUCUGGAUUAUUCAAUUCAGCCUUCUCACUUGGAACUAUAGUUGGUCCAAUAACUGCUUCAUAUAUCACUUUGGCUACUAACUUCAGAAACUGCUGUGAUAUAAUUGCAGGGACAACAGUAAUUUUCGCACUACUCUACCUCUUGGUAGUUUACAUUCCUUACAGGUUAAAAUCAUACAGAGAAGAAAAAUUAAGAGAUGAAUAGCAUAAAUAACAACUGGUUGAAAUGUAGUCAUCUACUAAUCCAACAGGAGGUGUGUGA
Messenger RNA from Stylonychia lemnae, 1068 nucleotides. The record is from the annotation of a GenBank genome assembly. Lineage: Eukaryota; Ciliophora; Spirotrichea; Sporadotrichida; Oxytrichidae.